Messenger RNA from Nicotiana tabacum (common tobacco), 1571 nucleotides. The record is from RefSeq and is a predicted model, not a curated record. Lineage: Eukaryota; Viridiplantae; Streptophyta; Magnoliopsida; Solanales; Solanaceae.
GUAUUACUUUAUAAAAUUUAGUCAGUAUUAUUUUUUUUUGCAUGAAGAUACAGGAUCUGUUGGAAUGCAAACACCAUCUGUGUCGCAACACUUAGACCAGAUCUCAUCUGAUGCAUCGGAACUUCUUCCCAAACCUAAGAGAAGGAAGAUUUCUAGUUCUCCUAUGUGUGAUACCAGUGAUAUCCCCAACUUCAAUUUAUGUUCAUUUUCACUUAGUAGUACAUAAGGGACUAUUUCAGAAGGUAAUUUUGUUGCUGUUGUUGUUCGUGAAGAGACACAAAAAUGUCGUGAACAGCAGAGAGUUGGUCAAGCAUCUGCCACGAUGGCUGUUGUUUUUCCCCCUGCUGCUGAACAACAGCAGUUAGUUGUGACGGAACAGCAUGAAGAGCAAGCAAAAGGAAAACCAGAUAAAAUAGGAAAAAGGAUUCGUAUGGAGAGUAUUUGGUUGAGAUAUCCUUACGUAGUUCAUAAACGAAAGGAAAGGGUGCAAGAUUGGAAAGUAGGAAAGAAUAUACGAAGGUGUCCCUUCCAUUAUGUUAAUCAAGACAGUGGAUUGAUGCAAAGAUUUACAGAGUGGUUGAAGAUAGAUGCCAGUGAAUAUGAUUCCAAUCCAUUCAUAUUAGCUGGAAUUGAUAUUCGAAAAUCAUUCUUUACCGAGCUUAUGGAUCCUAACUCUGAUCUUGCAGAUGAACAUAUGGAUGUGGGCAUAUAUUACUUGCGCAAAAAAUAUUGCUAUCACCUUCCAGCUUAUCCAAAAUCAAGAUUUGCAGUAACAGAUUUAAUUUUUGAUCAGUAUAUGACUAAGCUGGCUGGUAUUCAUCCUUCAGAAGAACAGAUGGAUAAAAUUAGAAAAAGGAAGUAAAAGAGAAUGGAGGAUCAAAAAGAGAGCAAAUCAAAGAGAAAGAGGAUAUCCAAACAACAGGCUCAAGAAGAAGAAGAAGAAGAAGCGGUUAUUCGGUCAUUACAGACUUUAGUUGGUUUGAGGAAGAAUCAACAAAUGAAAAGAUGGCCAACUACGUAAAAGGCCUCGACCUUUCCUGUGGUAUCUCAUGGGCUUCUGCCAGAAAAGUAUUCUUUCCAUUUCGACUUAAGCCAAUGACGGGCGAGAGAUCUACGCACUACUUUUUUAAAAUUCUGGACUUUAAAGAUAAAAUUAUGUAUGUGUAUGAUUCCAUGGGCAAUGUAACAUAUGAGCGUGCGGUUGAACAUGUCAGAAAAUAUGACCGGUUGAUCCCACACUGUCUCAAAUGCUUGGAAUUUGGGGCACACAAUAAAUUUUAUGGGGCUAGUCCUGUGGAAAAAUUUCAAAUUAAGUGGAUGACCUCACCGCAGCAGACUAACAAUGUUGAUUGUGAUGUAUUUGCUCUUAAGUUAAUUGAUAUGCGGUUGAAUAAAGAAGAUAUCUUCAAUUUCGAUCAAAGUCAGUCAUUGACCUUCAGGAGAGAAUUGGCUGCCAAUCUUUGGGCUCAUGGAAAGUGAAAAAAAGAUAGCGGCUAUGAAAUUGCAGAAGAACAACAAGGACAUGAUUAUGGAGAUUUUGAAGAGACUGUGUGUGAAUUUUUUGAUUAGAU